UUUUUUUGAAAUUCAAUUGCUUUUUCUGAGCAAAGACCCAAAAAAGAAAAUAGUUUAGCUUCCGAUGAACGCCGAAAUCGCUGGCUCGAUGCCGCCGGCGAAUCCGUCUACGGCUUUCGAUUACUCGGAGGAUGCAAUCAACGCUGCAGUUGACGCCGAGCUCGCCGAAUUAGCGGCAAGAGGAGGUGACUCGAACGACGGCGGCGGCGGCGGCGGCGGGAGAAGCAAACCAAAGGGGCCUUGGUCACCGGAUCAGGAUGCGGUUCUGACGAGGCUUGUGAACAAGUUAGGGCCGAAAAACUGGACUAUGAUCUCCCGUGGAAUCCCAGGUCGCUCCGGGAAAUCGUGCCGAUUGCGGUGGUGUAAUCAGCUCGAUCCUUGUCUCAAACGGAAACCUUUCACCGAUGAGGAGGACAAUCUGAUAAUGUCUGCACACGCGGUUCAUGGGAACAAAUGGUCUGUGCUUGCAAAACUCUUACCUGGGAGAACAGAUAAUGCCAUCAAGAACCACUGGAACUCAGCGCUUAAACGCAAACAAGCAGAUCUAUGGAAAAAUCGUCAGUCCAUCUCUAAUACAGCAACUCCUUAUGUUUCAUCGAAUGCAUCCUCCAAAGAACAUCUUCAUCGAGAAGAAACCAAUUCAUCUAACCCUCCGAUAUUAGCUGAUGAUAAAAUGGAUGAUGAAGCCAUGUUAAACGAUGAUGGAAUGGGUGAUGAAGCGAAAAACAAGCCUCGGGAAGGAAACUGUAAACCUGGUGUUUAUCGUCCAGUGGCUCGAUUUGGUGCUUUCAGUGUGUAUAAGCAUGGAUACAUGAACCAACACCAUAUGGCUCCAUGUGCGGGACCUUUGGUUCGAGAAUCAAGACCUGACUCGUUGGCUGGUAAAUUUCUCCAGUCUCUUCGUUAUGAACCUAGCGUCCCUUCGAAAUGCGGUCAGUGUUGCUGCAUCCAUCCAGACAAAACAGUGUCAUCGUCGUGCAACUCGGUGCUGGGAGCAGAGUUUGUGGAUUAUGAGGAACCUUCUUCUGCAGCUUUAGACCAAGAAUUGGUUUCUAUAGCAACCGAUCUGAACAAUGUUGCUUGGGUUAGGAGUGGACUCAACAAUGGCUACUAUUUCAGAGAAGUGGAACAGAGUUUGAAAGCUGAUAACAAUCAUUUUCAUGUUGAACAUGCUCGAGCUCGAGCGAAAUUUAUUGGAAUGGUGAACAGUGGUGUCUCAAGUCAGAUGCUGAGACCAGAUUUAAGGGCCUUUAGCUAAUUUAGAGACGAAACAUUCAUUCAAUCAAAUAUUUCUCUGUUGUCGAAACUUUUACUCUGGCGAAGUUCAUAAUAUAGGCAGAAAAAUAAAUGCAUUUUAACUACUGAUCUCUCUGCGGUCUUAGUGUUGUAUUUGAUGAUAACUUGAAAUUUUGACUUGUUGAAUGGGAUAUGUGAGAGUUAUGAUCCAGA
Molecule: messenger RNA, 1449 nt
Organism: Thlaspi arvense
Lineage: Eukaryota; Viridiplantae; Streptophyta; Magnoliopsida; Brassicales; Brassicaceae
Source: the annotation of a GenBank genome assembly